ACAUCCUUAAAUAUGGUGGUGACAUGUGUUUUAUAUUAUAUUACAUAUUGAAAGGGGAAUUGAAUAAAUGCCAUGGUGGCCAGAUAUUCUCACUGCGUUGCUGUGCUGAGCCAGACAUGUUGGCACGGACAGAAGGAAAGCCUUUGGAUGGUUUUAGCUCUCAUUCCUUCCCAUGAAGCAGUGAUUCAAAGUACCCGGGCCAUUCAGAGUUGCACCGUGCUGUGUCUGAUUGUUUAGAACAGGGUCUUGGUUCAAGUUCAAAAUACUUUAUUGUCCCCCAAUGGGGCAAUUUGUUGUGCAGUAAUUAGUAUACAAAUCCAAGUCAACAAGUUGUUAUUUAGGUGUUAUGGGUGUUAUUUACGGUUCUUUAUAGAAUUUAGAAGUAGAGGGAACAAAAGAGUGUAUAUCUGUUGGUUUUGAGUCGUGGGAGUUUAAAGUGUGAUCCGGGUGGCAACAUCUGAAAUUCAGCCUGUAAGGGAUGAGAACUAUUUCACAGGAUAGAUUCAACCCUUUUUAGCAUCUGAUUCUGAUAAAGUUCCUCCUGGCCUUUCUGUUUAGAACCUGUGAUACGGCUGCUCACCUUAAUUAACUUGGAAAGGGAGUUUUUUAGUUUUACAGUGAUAGACCCACACCGGCAGAUUAAGGAGAAGGUGACAACUGACUCAACAAAGGACCUAUGGAAAAGGGUCAUCAGGGUCAGCGAGCCACCGGAGACGGGCCCGUGGCGGAGGCGGCCCCGGAGGAGAGCGAGCUGGGGGCCCGGCUGAGCGGCUCCUACCUGAAGGCCCUGGAGGGGUUCCUCAUGGUGCUGUCGGAGGACGGAGACAUGAUCUACCUCUCAGAGAACGUCCACAAGUGCCUGGGCCUGGCACAGUUUGACCUGACCGGGCAGAGCGUGUUCGACUACACGCAUCCGUGUGACCAGGAGGAGUUGAGAGAGAUGUUGGUCCACAAAACAGGCUCCAAGAAGACCAAGGAACCCAGCACCGAGCGCACCUUCUUCCUCCGCAUGAAGUGCACCCUCACUAGCAGGGGGCGCACCGUCAACGUCAAGUCGGCCACCUGGAAGGUGCUCCGGUGCUCCGGCCACGUGCGCGUGUUCAAACCCCCUGCGGAGGAGGAGAAGGCCCCACCCUCCAGGCCCCCGGUGCCCUACCUGGUGCUGAUCUGUGACCCCAUCCCGCACCCCUCCAACAUCGAGGUGCCCCUGGACACCAAGACCUUCCUGAGCCGACACACGCUGGACAUGAAGUUCACCUACUGCGACGAGAGGAUAACGGAGUUGAUGGGCUACGACCCGGAACACCUGAUGAACCGCUCUGUGUACGAGUACUACCACGCCCUGGACUCGGACCACCUCACCAAGACCCACCACAACCUGUUCGCCAAGGGGCAGGUCAGCACGGGGCAGUACCGCAUGCUGGCCCGGGGGGGGGGCUUUGUGUGGGUGGAGACGCAGGCCACCGUCAUCUACAACAACAAGAACUCCCAGCCGCAGUGUGUGGUCUGCGUCAACUUCGUGCUCAGCGGUAUCCAGGAGGAGAAGCUGAUCUUCUCUCUGGAGCAGACGGAGGACUUGAAGCCGGUGAAGGAGGAGAAGAAAGGGCCGCAGGAGGUAGAGGAGGAGGAGGAGCAGCAGGAGGAGGAGCAGGAGGAGGUGGAGCAGGAGGAGGUGAUGGAGACGGUGUGCCAUGCCGACGAGACUGUGGUCCAGACCGCGACUCUCCAGGCGCUGCCCAGCGAGGAGAAGCCUCCCGAGGUGGACGUUGUUCAGAUCUUCACGCAGGCCCCUGAGGGCCCGCCCCUGGUCAGCCUGUACGACCAGCUGAAGGAGGAGCCCGAGGCCCUCACCCUGCUGGCCCCGGCCGCGGGAGACACCUUCAUCUCCCUGGACUUCAGCUGCCCUGACUCCGAGAUGAACCUUCUGGAGGACGCGCCUCUCUACAACGACGUGAUGCUUCCCUCCACCAGUGAGCACUUGGCCCUGCCUCUGACCGCCCUGACCCCCAGUGAGUCCCCCCGCUCAACCCCCAGCCCCCCCGCAGAGCAAGAGGUGCCCUGCGGCCGAGCCGGCGGCCACACGCAGGCCAGCAGCCCCCCGGUGCCCGACAGCCCCCUGAACCUAGGCUUCCCCGGGGACAUGGAGCUCAGCUCGGACUUCGACCUGGUCGAGAAGCUGUUUGCCGUCGACACGAAGCCCAAGACCCCUUUCACGACCCAGGCCAUCGAGGACCUGGACCUGGAGAUGCUGGCGCCGUACAUCCCCAUGGACGACGACUUCCAGCUGCGCUCGCUGGCCCCUGACGAGCGCCUGCCCUGCGAGCCGGCGGCGGUCCGGCCGCUGGCGGCCUCCACACCGCUCCACAGCUACCUGAGCUCCCCCUCGGGCCGCGCGGGGGGCCCCGGGCCCCCGCCCAACGCGGCCCCCCUGCUCUCCAAGAGGAACCCGCAGCUGGAGAAGGAGGUGUCUCUGAAGACGCUGGCCGCCGUGAACGCCCAGCGCAAGAGGAAGCUGGGCGACGCCGCGCUGACGGAUGUCUUUGCAGCGGGGGCAUUGCUUCAGGGCCCGUGUGAGCAGGGGAAGAAGCUGAAGGUGUCGGAGGUUCCUGUGAUGCUCUCCCAUCGCUACGUCCUGCUGCUGCCGUCAGACCUGGCCAGCCUCCUCCUGGGCCCCUCCUCGGAGGGCGGCAGCCCGGCCAUCACCCUGCCCCAGCUCACCCGCUACGACUGCGAGGUCAACGCGCCCGUACAAGGGCGCCAGCUCCUGCUGCAGGGGGAGGAGCUUCUGCGAGCUCUGGACCAAGUCAACUAGGCACACGCUUAAAGCCCUCUUCCUGCCGGCCCGGACCGGACACUACGGUUUAUCCCCCCCCUUCCCUUCGCCAGCUCUACUCUCCCUUAUUUAUGUGUCUGUAUGUUGGAUAGGAGGGUGGCCGCCUGGUCCCCCGUUUCUUCAGCGUUCCACCGCGGUGAAAGACCCUCACAGGGUCUCUGGUGCAGGGUGGAGGGCCAGGGGGUGGGACAGGAGUUACUGCCAGCAGUAUAUAUUGUAAGCUUAAGUCGCACAAUUUAUAUUUUCCUAAAAAAACUAUAACCAGCAAUAUAUAUAUAUAUAUAUAUAUAUAUAUAUAUAUAUAUAUAUAUAUAUAUAUAUAUAUAUAUAUAUAUAUAUAUAUAUAUAUAUAUAUAUAUAUAUAUAUAUAUAUAUAUAUAUAUAUAUAUAUAUAUAUAUAUAUAUACACACCUUAACCGAAUGUCUUUGGUCCCCCAGUAUGAGCAUAUUGAACGUUGUAUACCAUAAAUGUUUAUCUGUGUCUGAAGCAAACACGUUUGUGUAGAUGUUCAGUUCUGUCACUUUAUUUCUUUACUGUAAGUGUGUAUUACUGUGCAUAACCAGGAAAAAAAGUAAAAUUUGGGCAGUCGCUCGAAAUUUAGAUGAGGGGCGCUUCAUUUUUCAAUCAUGUACGGUCUGCGAUUAUUUCGGUCUGCGAUUAUUUUCAUUUGAAAUUAAUAAAUCUGUAAUUUGGUAAUUUUUGCGAGUUAAAGAAACAAUAAGAGUAAGAUGGAGCUUUAAACUGCUGAUUCUCAUCCAUUUAAGGAGGCCAUGAAUUGUCAGCCGGCCAUCCGAGUUCUCAGUCCUCAGGACGGUUCUUCCCAUUCGGUCUGAACGCACCAUCGCUCCAGUCAUUUAAAGGACGCUAUGUUUGUAAAUGUUCAUUUAUUUGAAACGUGGGAUCAUGGUCUCAGUAGCAUUUGUGGCUUCUCCAACUCGUCUACUCAAUCUGAGUAGUUUAUACCGUUAGUUCAAUCUGCAGUGUGGGUCUGUCCUGUUUCUUGCCAGUGUCUAACAUUAAAUUGCUUUGUCGAAAAUA
Molecule: messenger RNA, 3872 nt
Organism: Gadus macrocephalus (Pacific cod)
Lineage: Eukaryota; Metazoa; Chordata; Actinopteri; Gadiformes; Gadidae
Gene: hif1aa
Product: hypoxia inducible factor 1 subunit alpha a
Exons: 14
Coding region: 677-2812 (711 amino acids)
Biological process (GO): cellular response to hypoxia; regulation of transcription by RNA polymerase II
Cellular component (GO): cytoplasm; transcription regulator complex; nucleus
Molecular function (GO): DNA-binding transcription factor activity, RNA polymerase II-specific; RNA polymerase II transcription regulatory region sequence-specific DNA binding; protein dimerization activity
Source: RefSeq, a predicted model, not a curated record